AGGGCGGGCGUUGGGCUAAGCGGUGUUAGCGAGGAAGAUGGCGGUGCUUCCCGGAGCCUCGGGCUGGCCGUGGUGGCGGCGGUGGCGAUGGCAAGGGCAGGGGGCUCCGCCUGUCCGGACAGGCUUCGGCAUUUUGCUCCUGUUUCUUUUGCUGGGUUCUGGGCCGGGGCUGGGGCCGGCCAAGGCAGACCAGACGGACGAGUACCUGAAGCGGGAGCACUCGCUGUCAAAGCCGUACCAGGGUGUUGGCACUAGUAGUUCUUCACUGUGGACCUUGAUGGGUAAUGCUAUGGUGAUGACACAGUAUAUCCGCCUUACCCCAGAUAUGCAGAGCAAACAGGGAGCCCUGUGGAACCGGGUGCCUUGCUAUUUGAGAGACUGGGAAUUGCAAGUGCAUUUCAAAAUCCAUGGACAAGGAAAGAAAAAUCUGAAUGGGGAUGGCUUUGCAAUCUGGUAUACAAAGGAUCGGAUGCAGCCAGGACCUGUCUUUGGGAGUAAGGACAACUUUGUAGGAUUGGGAGUAUUUGUAGACACCUAUCCCAAUGAGGAAAAACAGCAAGAGGCCCAGAAGAGGAGAUAUUCUCCAGGACUUCAGCGGGUGUUCCCUUAUGUCUCAGCCAUGGUGAGCAAUGGUUCCCUCAGCUAUGACCAUGAGCGGGAUGGGAGGCCCACGGAACUGGGUGGCUGCACAGCCAUGGUUCGAAAUCUCAACCAUGACACUUUCCUGGUGAUUCGCUAUGUCAAGAGGCGUCUGACGAUUAUGUUGGACAUUGAUGGCAAACAUGAGUGGAAGGACUGCAUUGAUGUACCUGGUGUCCGCCUACCUCGGGGCUACUUCUUUGGCACCUCUUCUGUCACUGGGGAUCUCUCAGAUAACCAUGAUAUCAUCUCCCUGAAACUUUUUGAGCUGACUGUAGAGCGAACUCCAGAAGAGGAAAAGCUACAUCGAGAUGUGUUUCUGCCCUCAGUGGACAAUAUGAAGCUGCCUGAGGUGACACUUCCAAUGGAGCCCUUAAGUGGACUAGCCCUCUUUCUCAUCGUCUUCUUCUCUCUCGUGGCUGCUGUGUUUGCUCUUGUCAUCGGCAUCAUUGUCUACAACAAAUGGCAGGACCAGAGUCGAAAGCGUUUCUACUGAGCUCUCGUGGCUGCCACCACUGUGGUUAUAACCCUUAUGCACUGGAUGAGAAGCAUUGGCCUCAACGUGCAGCCCAAAAGGAGGACUUCUCCCAUCUUGGAUAUCAGAGCCCUUGACUUUGUUUUGUAAUUGGAGCUUCAAACCCAGGGACACUGCCACUCAUUCCCAGAGGAAUCUGUGGGGACAUCUAACUCUGGGACAGGAACCCCAUUCACAAUGGGAACUGUGCUGCUGUGAUGUGCCUUUCCCUGAGGUCCUACUGGCUGGGAGCCAAGAAGGGUGGGGAGAAUGUACUCUUUGGGGUUUUUGUGAAAUUAUAAUCACAGGCCAAAAUUUUAUAGUGCAGGAUAUCUUGAAGGCCAAAGCAAAAGGGAAAUUGUACUUAAGUUUCUAAAUCCCUAAAGCACUGAGAAAUCAAUAACUCCUGGAUACUUCCAGCCAUCCAUUCACUGAUUUUCGUUGUGUCUUAGAAUUUUUUGUGGUGAGAUUUUUCUAUAAAUAAAUGACUCUUGCCCUGCCCCUCCCCACUUCCCUGCCAUGUUCCCUCUCUCCUUUUUCCAAAGUUCUCUUCCAGCUAGAAGCAGACUGAAUUGCUUCCCCCUUAUGGAUGGCUGAAAGUCUGGAGCUGCAAGAAAGCACGGCGUUUCCUUAACAUUUCCCUAAGAAUCAGGAGAUUGAGCAUAUUCUCUCCCUUUGUUUCAGUGAAGGCUUACCUCAAACUUCUAUCCCCUGUUCUGUGAUUAUGGGUCUUUGUUGAGUUUACCUGAUCGUCUGGCAGUGAGCCUCCCAACCAUCUACCUGUUAAAAUACCUUGAACAUUUUUGCUGGGGAAUGGUCACUAUGAAAAUAAGCUGGCUGGAAUUUAGGAUACUUUUUACUUAAGUGUGUAAAAGGACCCAGUUGCUCCAGGUUUUUAUAUACAACAGCUCCUUUAGUCUGUCCUGAUGCAUGUUUUAGGUUUGGUUUUUGCCAUAAAUGUUCAAAAAGUAUGAAGGCUUCCUCCCAUAUCCCAGGCUGGGUCUCUAUGGAGGAUUAUUUGGCCUUAUUAUUGGGAGAAACAAAAGCUUCUCCAAGGAAUAUUGAUCAACUUAAUCUCUCCUUAGAGGAGGUUUAACUAUAUUAUAAGGAGAAAUGUUCUCUGUAAACCUCCUGUUGUCUUGCCUGCUAGGGAGUCAUUUGCCUCCUUGUCAUUGAUAUGACUAAUUUGAUUAAUAGUCCAAAGUCCCAUCUAAAGAAGGAAGCCUUCAUCCUAUUCUAUGUAUAUCACAAAGGAAAUUCUUAAAGUGACUAACGGGUAAAAAAUGAGAUGGUGCCUCAGUGCCUUUCCACUUGGGGGUGAGUCUUGGGAGAUAUUUAAGCCUAAGACUCUGAAUGUGUCCCAUAUAGAAGUAAUCUCAGGAUAGGAAAGGGCCUGUGAUUCAUCUGUAAAUCCUGGCCCUUUUUGGCUUGGAGCCGUUUUCUAGUAGUCCUGGUGGUAAAUGAAACCACCAUUCUACAGCAGAGGUCUAUUAAUAAAAUCUCAGGUGGGACUGAAUCUGAAA
Sarcophilus harrisii (Tasmanian devil) is the source of this 2676-nucleotide messenger RNA. RefSeq names its product lectin, mannose binding 2 like (gene LMAN2L). Gene Ontology annotation, cellular component: endoplasmic reticulum-Golgi intermediate compartment; endoplasmic reticulum membrane; COPII-coated ER to Golgi transport vesicle. Gene Ontology annotation, biological process: endoplasmic reticulum to Golgi vesicle-mediated transport; Golgi organization; endoplasmic reticulum organization. Gene Ontology annotation, molecular function: D-mannose binding. The transcript is spliced from 9 exons. NCBI's taxonomy places the organism in Eukaryota, Metazoa, Chordata, Mammalia, Dasyuromorphia, Dasyuridae. The record is from RefSeq and is a predicted model, not a curated record. Bases 38 to 1135 code for a protein of 365 amino acids.